AUGGGUAAGGGUACUCCUUCUAUGGGUAAGAGACACAACAAGUCUCACACUUUAUGUAACAGAUGUGGUAAGCGUUCUUUCCACGUUCAAAAGAAGACUUGUGCUUCUUGUGGUUACCCAGCUGCUAAGAUGAGAUCCUUCAACUGGGCUUCUAAGGCUAAGAGAAGAAGAACUACUGGUUCCGGUAGAAUGCAAUACUUGAAGCACGUUGCCAGAAGAUUUAAGAAUGGUUUCCAAACUGGUACUGCUAAGGCUCAAACCACCGCUUAA
Messenger RNA from Lizanozyma spartinae, 270 nucleotides. RefSeq names its product 60S ribosomal protein eL37 (gene RPL37B). The transcript has a single exon. Bases 1 to 270 code for a protein of 89 amino acids. The record is from RefSeq and is a predicted model, not a curated record. Gene Ontology annotation, cellular component: cytosolic large ribosomal subunit; ribosome. Gene Ontology annotation, molecular function: structural constituent of ribosome; RNA binding. Gene Ontology annotation, biological process: translation. NCBI's taxonomy places the organism in Eukaryota, Fungi, Ascomycota, Pichiomycetes, Serinales, Debaryomycetaceae.